Messenger RNA from Penaeus monodon (black tiger shrimp), 1234 nucleotides. RefSeq lists its product as uncharacterized. The coding region runs from base 31 to 1131 and encodes 366 amino acids. Lineage: Eukaryota; Metazoa; Arthropoda; Malacostraca; Decapoda; Penaeidae. The record is from RefSeq and is a predicted model, not a curated record. The transcript has 6 exons.
GUGACUUAACCGAGACAUUAGCGUUACGUAAUGACGGAUCUCAUUGUCUUGGCAACAACGUCGCGACCAGACAUCGGGACGCAGUGGCUCCCGGGAUCAAUACGGCGGACGAUGCCAGACGACGCACCUCAACCCCGGCCCGAUUUCUACACUCCCCUGCCUCGUUCCUUCGCUAAAUUCACUCGCUUCAUAGACGAACACAUCAGGAUAAUACAGUAUUGUGUAUAUGGCGUAGGUGCUGUCGGGAUUGCCAUAACGCUACACAGCGUACGGGCGUUCAGCAAAUUUAGAACGAUAUCAGACAUCCCCAAAGAGUUCAUAAGCAAGCAUAUCCGUCUUCAUGGACAUGUUCGAUGGGUGGGCGUGUCCCCGCCCAGGACGGCGACGUCUCCGCCAAUACUCGCCUUGCCGGCCACCCACACCUCGAAGUCGAGUGAGUCAGCAUCAGACACUCAGCCGUCCUCUUCACUUGAAAGUGGAUCCAUAUCGAGUCCACUCUCUGUGACAAAGGAGGAAGACAAAGAAAAUGGGAAACAGCUGAAAGGGGGAGACUCGCGUAGUCUGAGUAGCGAUAAUCGGGGCAUAUACGACGGAGCAGGGGAACUUCAUCCGUGGGAUGAUGGCAUUGAUCCUGACGUUGAUAGGAUAUUUUACGAAGAGGAACUUCGCCCUGUAUAUCUUCAGAUAGAACACAGCCCUGCUAUCCCCGUGUUCAGGAAAAGUGAUGACACGUGUCUUCCUCUGCACCUCGCUGAUGUGGAGGUUAGUCGUGCAGGGUUGCAACGUGCAAAAGAGCAGCUGAUGGGCAAACGAGCGUGGUUCACCCUCAUCUCUCACGACGCGGAUGCCAACGCUCUCGUCUCCAUUGUCAAACCCGUGAAGUUCCUGCGACGAAGGAGCUUGAACGAGCAGUUAGUGCGAAACGGCGAGGCACUCACUGGGCCCAUGAAUCUGGACCUUUUCGAUGACAAAGCCUACACCAAAUUCUACAGGCGCCUCGCCCAGGCCCAGGACUACGCGGAAAGGAAGAAGAUCGGGUUAUGGAAGCCUCCUCCGGACCCACCAGGAGCGAUCAGCCUUCUGAAGAGGGUCUGGAGGAAGAUCAAGGUUUUCGUGGGAAGGACAGGAUGAAGCUAGGUUUAGGCAAGUUGAACUGCCCUAUGCAGGUUGCUUGUGUUCUUCUCCCCGAUGUAGAUCACAGCUGUUCCCCCCUGCCUGUAAAUAUUUCGCAAAA